CGGGCUUCCGGUUGGCGCAGGGGCUCGGGUUCCGGGUUUCCCGGUGGUCGCGAGGGGCCGGCGCUGCAGGGCCAUGGAGAAGCUGCGGCGGGUGCUGAGCGGCCAGGACGACGAGGAGCAGGGCCUGACCGCGCAGGUGCUGGACGCCUCGUCGCUUAGUUUUAACACCAGGUUGAAAUGGUUUGUCAUCUGCUUCGCAGCCGGCAUCUUCUUUUCCCUCCUUGGAACUGGAUUGCUGUGGCUUCCUGGUGGCAUAAAGCUCUUUGCCGUGUUUUACACCCUUGGGAAUCUUGCUGCCUUAGCCAGUACCUGCUUCUUAAUGGGACCCAUGAAGCAACUGAAGAAAAUGUUUGAAACAACAAGAUUGCUUGCAACAAUUGUUAUGCUCCUGUGCCUCGUAUUCACGCUGUGUGCUGCUCUCUGGUGGCAUAAGAAGGGGCUGGCCUUACUGUUCUGCAUAUUGCAGUUCUUGUCAAUGACCUGGUACAGUCUGUCGUACAUCCCAUAUGCAAGGGACGCAGUCAUCAAAUGCUGCUCUUCUCUCCUGAGCUGAGACUCCGGGCUGGGGGAGAGCACCAGUGCUGAGCCGCGGUGCCGUGAGGUUUGCCCGGUGGAGAGCACUCCAGGCCGUGACGGCCGCAGCCCGCCCGCCUGGCUUCCUGGUAAAACGACCUGUUUGAUUAAACUGUUAAGUGCCUGUAGCGUAGGUUCCUGUGUCUCAGUGUGCUCUUCCAGAGACGAGGAGGCGUGGUCAUUGAAGUCGUGACUUCUGCGGCUUCUGGGACGUGGACGUGGGACGUGUGCACCCGUGUGCCAGAACGUUGGCUUCCUCGGCUUUUUUAAAUGUCCACCUUUUUUUUAAACUUUAAAUGUGAACUUUUUACUUUGAAGCUAAAAAUUGCUUAUUAUGUGUAAUAGAAAGUAAUAUAUAAAUGUUUAUAUUUUGAAAUAAAUUUACCCUUGGAAAAUAGCAUUUUCUGGGUCAAAU
Molecule: messenger RNA, 988 nt
Organism: Lepus europaeus (European hare)
Lineage: Eukaryota; Metazoa; Chordata; Mammalia; Lagomorpha; Leporidae
Gene: SFT2D1
Product: SFT2 domain containing 1
Exons: 8
Coding region: 74-553 (159 amino acids)
Biological process (GO): vesicle-mediated transport
Cellular component (GO): membrane
Source: RefSeq, a predicted model, not a curated record